This is a messenger RNA of Aspergillus terreus NIH2624, 2952 nucleotides long. RefSeq lists its product as uncharacterized. Lineage: Eukaryota; Fungi; Ascomycota; Eurotiomycetes; Eurotiales; Aspergillaceae. Bases 1 to 2952 code for a protein of 983 amino acids. The record is from RefSeq and is a predicted model, not a curated record. Gene Ontology annotation, molecular function: catalytic activity; protein binding. Gene Ontology annotation, biological process: nucleoside metabolic process. The transcript has 3 exons.
AUGGAUGGCUACCAUCUGCGCCGUGAGGACUUCACGGUGGGCUGGGUAUCGGCUCUGCCGAUCGAGCUGGCAGCCGCACGGAAGGUGCUGGACGAAGAGUACAAAUCUCACGACGAUGACUCCACCUACACGUUGGGCCGCAUGGGAGAGCACAACAUCGUGAUCGCCUGCUUCCCGGCGGGCCAGCUCGGUAUCUCGACAGGAGCCACGGCGGCCGCCGAACUGAAAUCCAGAUUCCCAGCGCUGGAGUUCUGUCUCAUGGUAGGCAUUGGUGGCGGGGUUCCGAGCCCAGAAAACGACGUUCGACUCGGCGACGUAGUCAUCAGUCAGCCUCAGGGCACCUACGGCGGCGUGGUUCAAUAUGACCUGGGAAAGACCCUCUCUGGUGGACAGCAGAUGCGCACAGGGUUUCUCAAUGCACCGCCAGCGACCAUCCUCAAAACCGUCUCCCGGUUCCAGUCCAAUCAUACCCUCGGCCGGGAUAACAUGUCUGCUCACCUAUUCCAGUUCGACGGCACGCCGUUUGACCGUCGAAAUGCAGGCCCCGAUGUACUUUUCCAGAGCUCCUGUCGCCACGUGGGAGGAUCGACCUGCGCGAAUUGUCCUCUAGAAUAUACUGUCCCACGCGCACCACGGACUGAAAACCCGGUCACCGUCCACUACGGCACGAUUGCCUCUGGAAACCAGGUCAUAAAAGACGCAAUCACAAGAGACCGUCUUAGCGCUGAGCUCGGUGGUGUUCUUUGUUUCGAAAUGGAGGCAGCCGGCCUCAUGAACAACCUUCCAUGUCUUGUUAUCCGUGGGAUAUCCGACUACUGCGAUUCGCACAAGAAUGCGAGCUGGCAGCCAUUUGCGGCCGCAGUAGCCGCUGCAUGCGCGAAAGAGAUUCUCAGUCUCCAUCCGACAAGUUCAGGCUUGAAGCAACGCAAAGCAAUCCUCGACUGGAUAUCGCCUCCCGAACAGGAGCAGAGGCAUGCGUUUGUGACUGGUCCCCGUGCUGAAGGUACCGGUGGCUGGCUACUAGAACAUCCGAGGUACACGAAGUGGCGCGACGAUUUGGCAACUUCUAAUGUCCUUUGGUGCCAUGGGGUGGAGGGCUCCGGGAAAACGGUUCUCGUGUCUCUGUUGGACUACACCCCAAAUAUACCGAAUAAGAUUGUAGAAGCACAUAACCGGCUUGGAGGCUCGGAAUGUUCGAUCUCGGCCAGUACACUCGAGAAGAUUAUACUCCAACUCAUACAAUCUUCGCCCAAGAUGUAUGUUUUGAUCGACGCCCUGGACGAGUGUGUUGAUCCGAGUCGACGGAACUCUAUCCUUGGCUUCCUGGAGCAGGCGACAUGCACCCCCAACAUCCGACUCCUCCUCACUAGUCGUCCGCAUGUCCAGGAAAUCCGUUCAGCCUUCCCAGAAAGCCAUCGAAUCCGAGUACGUGCGUCCGAGGCGGACCUCAAAGCAUACGUGUCCCAAGAAAUACGCCGAGCACGCGUGGACGAUAUCGUAGACACAGCCCUGGCGCGACGGAUCAGGGAUACGAUCAUUCAUCAAGCAGAUGGAAUGUUUUUGCUCUCGGUUCUCCGUACCAAAACGGUGCUGCGGGAGCCAACUGCCGGGCACAUGGAGGAUUCGUUGUCGUCCUUGGGUAGAGAUCUUCCAGAAAUCUUUCGGACGACUGUAUCUCGCAUCCAGAAACUUCCCGAAGGUAAAAGGCGACUCGGAAUGACAGCACUCAUGUUUUUGUCGCAUGUCCAACGUCCGAUCACUGUGCAUGAGCUGGUGGAUAUCUUGUCGGUUCAGCUGGGCCAGACUACAGUGCGCCCCAAACAUCGACCUUUGCCUCGAAUCGUGCUAGAAUGCUGUCUCGGGCUCAUGAGCAUCGAACCGACGACCCAAACCGUCCGCCUUUCUCACUACGCAGUCAACGAAUACCUCGUUGCGAACAGCCACCAGUUAUUCGGGGACGCAGAGGCCAGCAUUUCCGCAUUGUGUUUGACGUACCUACUCCUUGACCCUUUCACCCGUGGCCCUCGCGCGGAAGAACCCGAAAUCGAGGACCUAAUCAAGACUUACCCUUUCGUGUCGUACGCAGCCACACAUUGGGGAAAACAUGUCCGAGGGCGCGAAGCAGACCCAGUUGUCUGGGACCUCGCUCUCCGGUUCCUCGGUAACCACCAAGCAACCGCCAGCUCGGUCCAGAUCAUGCAGUACAACCGAAACUAUCGCGAUAUCUACCUAACGCCUGAAGAAUGCUACAGCACCAACGCUCUGCACCUUACCAGCGACUUCGGGCUAGAGCAGCUCGUCCUCGCCAUCCUCUCGCAGGAGCCGUCGAAGCUGAACGCCACGACAACCAUCGGCACUACCGCCAUCAUCAAAGCCGCCUCCAGCGGCCAUGUGUCGACCGUGCGAGCUCUGCUGCAGAAGGGCGCCGACCCGUUCCUGGAAAACUGGUACGGCAAUGCACUCCACUGCGCGGCCGAGGCGGGGCACUGCAGCACCAUCGCCGCACUGGUGUCGCACGGCAUGGAUCCGAACGGCCGCGCGGAAAACGGGCGGUAUCCGAUUGAGUGCACGUUAGACGAUGACCAUGCGGAAGCGUUUGGGACGCUCGCUGGCCUUGGUGCGCGAAUUGAACGUAGAGGCAGAGAGCCGCCGAUGCUUGUCGACGCGACGGAGCGAGACUGCGUGCGAAUUGUGGAUCUCAUCCUCCGGCGGGGCUGGGUGGACGUGAAUUGUUCGGCGGAUGGAGGGCUCACUGCGGCGCAUGUCGCAGCUCGACAGGAUAAUACGGUGAUUCUGGGAAUGUUGAUCCAGGCAGGAGCCGAUAUUGAGGCUUUAGACCAUAGGGGCUUGACUCCUCUUGAUUGGGCGCAGAGAUGCCAUAGUCACCAUGCUGUGAAGCUACUGCAGGCUCAUGGAGUAGGGUCUGUAUAUCAGUCUCGGUACCAUAUUUAG